AUGGCGGAAUUUGUCACCGAAGGAGCGCCAAACACCUCCUACUUCACCCCGGCGCAGGUUCCUCCGGCAGGUGCAGCCGCACCGUCGAAGGAUGGGAAGCCAAUCCCGUCGCUCUUCCAGCCUCUCAAGAUCAGAGGGGUUGAGUUCCAGAAUAGGCUCUUUAUGUCGCCCAUGGGUCUCGCCUCUGGGAAUAGCGACAGUACUGUCACCCCCUUCCACACCGCACUAGUGGGCGGAGUCGCGCUGCGUGGCCCAGGCCUGACCUUCCUCGAGGCGACCGCCAUAUCCCCGGAGGGCCGCGCCACGCCGCACGACAUCGGACUGUGGUCCGACCACCAGAUCGCGGCUCUUCGCGCGCUCGUCGAGUUCGCGCACAGCCAGGGCCAGAAGAUCGGCAUGCAGCUCGCGCACUGCGGCCGCAAGGGCUCCGUUCCACCGUUGUGGCUAGCGCCGUUCCGCGUCGCGAUCCCGAACGCCCUUGGGGGAUGGCAGGACGACCUCGUCGCGCCUUCGCCGAUCGAGUACUCCGAGGUCCCUUCGACCAAGCCCUCGGAGUUGGAGCAGAGGCUCAGGGGGAAGGAGCUGGAAACGGCUGAGGGGAAGCCUGUAGCGCCGCACCCGCCGAAGGAGCUCACGAAGUCGGAGAUCCAAGACAUGGUGGCGAAGUGGGCCGCGGCGGCGGAGAGAGCGGUCGAUGCGGGGGUUGACGUGAUCGAGAUACAUGCGGCGCACGGAUUCUUGCUGCAUCAGUUCUUGAGCCCGAUGACGAACAAGCGCACAGACGAGUACGGCGGGAGCUUCGAGAACCGCGCCCGGCUGACGGUCGAGGUGGUGGAUGCGAUCCGGAAGGUCAUCCCUGAGUCUGUCCCCCUCUUCCUGAGGCUCUCGGCGACGGACUGGCUCGAGAAGGUCCUCCCAAACGAGCCUUCAUGGCGCAUCGAGGACUCUAUCCGGCUCUCCGAGCUUGUCGCGGCGCAUGGCGUCGACCUCAUCGACGUCUCAUCCGGUGGGUCCGACUCGCGCCAGAAGAUUGAGUUCGUCGCGCCCGUGUACCAAGCGCACUUCGCGGAGGCCAUGAAGAAGGCACUCGGAGACCGCGUGCUGGUGGGUGCGGUGGGCGGGAUCAAGACUGGCACGCUCGCGCAGGAGGUGCUCGACAAGGGCCAGGCGGAUGUGGUUUUGGCUGGGACGGCUUUCUUGAAGAACCCCUCUGCGGUGGCGGCGUUCGCAGAGGACUUGGGCGUCGACAUCAAGUUGCCGAACCAGCUUGACUGGGUAUUCAACGGGCGGGGGAGUGUCUGGCGCUGGAGGAAGAAUUGGUACUACCGGAAAUGA
Molecule: messenger RNA, 1335 nt
Organism: Trametes versicolor FP-101664 SS1
Lineage: Eukaryota; Fungi; Basidiomycota; Agaricomycetes; Polyporales; Polyporaceae
Product: FMN-linked oxidoreductase
Exons: 4
Coding region: 1-1335 (444 amino acids)
Cellular component (GO): intracellular anatomical structure
Molecular function (GO): NADP binding; FMN binding; NADPH dehydrogenase activity
Source: RefSeq, a predicted model, not a curated record